AUGGCCCGCUCACCGCAACGUAGGAGAAACGAUUCGCGCGAACGUCGAGAUCAUCGCACCCGCCCGUCAGAACGCUCUCGGAGCCGCGAGCGUCGAUACGACGACGACCGACAUCAUUCGAGGCGCGACGAUCGCCGGGAUGACCGACGUGAUGAUCGUCGCAGCGACCGACGAGACUAUCGUCGUGACGACCGCAGCCGACGAGACUAUGACCGGUACGAUGAUCGGGAAAGAGAUUAUCACAGGCAUGAUCAUCGCCGAGAUGAUCGAAGGGAUCGGAAUGACAGAUCCUUGAACCACCCCGCUCACGAUGAUCGACGACGAGAUCAAUCAGCUUCGCGGCGAAGAAGCCCUUCGAAAGCAGAUGAUCGAUCGGACAAAACUCCCACUUCAGUAAGAGAUUCCAAACGGGGCGCUAUCUCAACCUCAAAUGACCUCGCAGAUGACGAAUCCAUCGAAGGUCGUCCGAGUAAGCGUUUUAGGCGAGAGUCUGUCACGCAGGAUCCUACGUCAUUAUUAGAAGAGGUCAAGCCUUCCCAAAAUUCCGAAACAGGAGCAGAAGACGCUGCAGCAAAAGCCGCCAAACAGGAGCGCUUGCGUGCUAAUCUGGAGAGGUGGAAGCUCAAAAAACAACAGGAAGACAAUGCGACCGGUUCGGGGGAAUCACCAACCGCAUCACAGGACGGUUCUCAAACAGCAUUUCACACUUUCGAUCACAAGACUGUGAAGAAGCGGAUCGAGGCUGCCAAGAACAAGCAGGAGAAAACAACCUUAGACGGUGAUGCAAUGGUCGCGUUGCCGAGCAAGACCAUCGGAGGGCCAACUUCGUCCCAGUCCAUAAAUAACGGGGUUCGAAACGUGGCCCAUGUAUCUCAAAAUGAACCAACAGUGAGCAGCAAGGUCGACGGCAAAAUAUCUGGAUUUGGCAUCAAACAAUCCGCUGCCGAAAAGAACGCCGAAGAACAGGCUAGCAAGAAGACGGCGGUAGCACUGGAUGACGAUGAAGACGACAGCCGUGGUUUGAAGUUCAAGGAGCUCGAUGAUUCUGAUCUCAUGCCUAAAGGAGGCGACAUCAUCGAAGAUGACGAUGACGGAGAUGACCUACGGAGCGAAGACGAAGAAGCAGAGGCCAACCGCGAAGCAGCCCAACGGCGUGCUGCAGAAGCGCAAGCAGGACAAGACGAUGUCAUUAUGCAGGAUGCAGGAGCGGCCAACGAGACUGCUGCGCAAGAGACGCCAGGAGAUGAGAUCGAUCCCUUGGAUGCAUUCAUGGCCAGUUUAGAGCAGUCUGCACAAUCAUCUGGUCGGAAGGCCGCGCCUGCGAAGAGACAGCAAGCCGAAGUGUUCGACAGCGAUGAUGAAGCGCCCGCCAUGGAGGCCAUCGGGUCUGAAGCCGACGCCAUCCUUCAAAAGCCAAAAAGCAAAAAGAAGGCAAUCACUCCAUGGAGCGCUUCCAAAAUACCGCACGAUGACUUCCGCAAAAACUUCUAUUCGGAGUCCACCGAAAUCGCUGAAAUGACCGUUGAGGAAAUAAAGGCGAUCAGAGAAGAUCUUGUCGAUGUUGAGGUCAAGGGCAUUGAUGCACCAAAGCCAAUUCUAAAGUGGUCACAGGCCAGCUUUCCAGCACAAAUUCUUGACAUCAUUCGUGUCAAAAAUUUCGACAAUCCCACACCAAUCCAGGCGCAAGCGCUGCCUGCAAUCAUGUCCGGCCGAGACACCAUCGGCAUCGCCAAGACCGGGUCGGGCAAGACCCUGGCCUACCUCUUACCAAUGUUCCGACAUAUCAAGGAUCAGCCUCCACUAAAAAACCUCGAUGGACCCAUUGGUCUGAUCCUGGCACCCACUCGGGAACUAGCUGUGCAGAUUCACAAUGAGUGUGGGCCUUACACCAAAGCUCUUGGACUACAAGCCGUUUGCUGUUAUGGUGGAUCGCCUAUCGCUGACAACAUUGCCGCCUUGAAGCGGGGCGCAGAGAUCGUUGUUUGCACUCCUGGUCGUUAUAUUGAUCUUCUGCAAGCGAAUUCGGGGCGCGUCACAAAUCUCACUCGCGUCACAUACAUUGUUCUGGAUGAAGCGGAUCGCAUGUUCGACAUGGGCUUCGAGCCACAGAUUUCCCAAAUGCUAGGCGGUAUUCGUCCGAAUCGUCAAGCCGUCCUUUUCUCGGCCACCUUUCCAAUCAAAGUAGAGACGUUGGCAAAGAAGAUCUUGAAGAACCCUGUAGAAAUCACAGCUGGCGGCCGCAGCGUUGUGGGACCCGAGAUCACCCAGAUCAUUGAGAUUCGCGAGGAGGAUUCCAAGUUGCUUCGUCUUCUCGAAUUGCUCGGAGAGGUUCAUCUGAGUGACGAUGAUGCGCGUUCGCUCGUCUUCGUGGAGAGACAGGAGGCUGCAGACGACAUUGUCAGGAAGCUCGGGAAAAAUCAAUAUCCUGCCACUUCUGUGCAUGGUGGUCGAGAUCAAAUUGAUCGCGACCAAUCAAUAUCCGAUUUCAAAGCAGGUAUUUACCCUGUCAUGGUUGCCACCUCAGUGGCCGCUCGUGGGUUGGAUGUCAAGCAUUUGAAGCUUGUGGUCAAUUGGGACUGUCCAAACCACGGCGAAGACUAUGUCCAUCGUUGCGGGCGCACUGGACGCGCUGGGAAUACUGGCACUGCGGUGACUUUCGUCACGCCCGAGCAGGAGAGAUUCUCGCCUUUCUUGGUCCGUGCUUUAAAGGACAGCAAACAAGAUGUGCCCGAGUCGUUGCAGGAAAUGGCAGCUGCGUUCAAGACGAAAGUCAAGUCUGGAGAAGCACAACGACAGCGCAGUGGAUUUGGCGGCAGAGGCAUCGAACGUCUUGCUGCUGCACGCGCGAGCGAAAAUGCUCGUGUCAAGAGUCAAUUCAAAACCGACGACGAACCUGCAGAUGCUGAAGCCGAUGCAGCAGCUGAUUCUAAAUCUUCUGAGAUCGAGAAACGUGUUGCUAAAGCAACUGGUGUCAUUAAGGCCCGCGAUGCCCAGCCGGAGGAGUUGCAGCUUUCUGAUCGACUGGCGCAGCAUCUUAGCAAUGCGAUGAAGGUGCAAAAGCAUGAAGAGAAGGUCGAAGAACUUCCGAAAGAUCCAUUGGCGAGAGCUGCGGCAGCGGCUGCGGCGGUUAACAGCCGAAUCGGUACCAGAGGUAUGUCGAACGAGAUGAACAUACACCGAGUGAACAGAGAGCUGAUUUAUAACACAGGAACACGGCCAGGUGCACCUCCAGAUAACCAUGGACCAGAUGCUGGUGCGCACUACUCCACGCUUGAAAUCAAUGACUUUCCACAAAAAGCGAGAUGGAACGUCACCAACCGCACCAACGUCGCCAAGAUUCUCGAAGGCACAGGCGUGUCUAUCACGUCCAAGGGAAAUUACUACGCUGCAAACACGAGACCUGGCCCCGGUGAUCCUCCGCCAUUGUACAUUCUUGUCGAAGGCCACACUGAGCCGAUGGUCUUGUCUGCGAUGAAGCAACUUGCCGACCUGUUAAAGGCAGGCACGUUGGCGGCGCAAGAACAGGAGGCUCGUGCUGGCACUGGAGGUCGUUAUAGUGUUGUGUAA
Molecule: messenger RNA, 3567 nt
Organism: Dissoconium aciculare CBS 342.82
Lineage: Eukaryota; Fungi; Ascomycota; Dothideomycetes; Mycosphaerellales; Dissoconiaceae
Product: P-loop containing nucleoside triphosphate hydrolase protein
Exons: 4
Coding region: 1-3567 (1188 amino acids)
Molecular function (GO): ATP binding; RNA helicase activity; RNA binding
Source: RefSeq, a predicted model, not a curated record